This is a messenger RNA of Parnassius apollo (apollo), 1827 nucleotides long. The record is from the annotation of a GenBank genome assembly. Lineage: Eukaryota; Metazoa; Arthropoda; Insecta; Lepidoptera; Papilionidae.
AUGAGUCGCAAGAUGUUUUUCGGUACAAAUAGGUUUAUAGGACUUGAGGAAGCAAUUGCAGCAGUCACAUCAGAUAGUGAUGAUGACCGUGAAUAUGAUUUGGCGAUAAUAACACCUGAUUCCAGUGUCGUGACUGCCGAAGAUCAAGGGUUUGAUGAAGAUAUGGUGAUAUAUACAUUGCCACGAGAUGUGCCGGAAAAUAUUAAGGGCCAAAGUUCAUGUGAUGGUUUUAGCAUCGGCUGUCCGCGAUCAGGGGUUUGGUAUAAUUCAGAAAUAUUUCAUUAUCAACGUGUUAAUGUGUUAAGAGAACAGCUUCGUUUUCCUUCUGCUAUAACUGCUAAUAGGAGAUCUACUAUAAUGCCAGACGCCAACGCUGUUGCUUUUAGCAGCAAUGAGAAAUGGCGUAUUAAUAGAAACAUUUUCAUUCUUGGCUUCGCGUUUAUGGUACACUUUACUGCUUUUCACGGCACCGCCAACCUUCAGAGCUCAGUGAACAGUGAUGCUGGAGCGGGUACCUUUACAUUGGCUGCUAUAUAUUUUUCCCUGAUUUUAUCAAAUAUUUUCUUGCCAGCUAUAGUUAUCAAAUGGCUGGGUUGCAAGUGGACCGUGGCACUGUCGUUCAUCGCGUACAUGCCUUUCAUCGCUGCGCAGUUUUAUCCCCGCUUAUACACACUGGUACCGGCUGGUAUGAUGGUGGGAUUUGGUGGAGGACCGCUCUGGUGCGCCAAAUGUACUUAUCUGUCUGUGGUUGCAGAGCCGUACGCGAAGCUUUCCGGAGUGUCGUCGGAAGUCCUUGUAGUUAGAUUCUUCGGUCUUUUCUUCAUGUUCUACCAAAUGGCACAGAUAUGGGGAAAUCUUCUAUCGUCAGCGAUUUUGUCAUCAUCACUGGGUGACGCAGUUGUCCUAUAUAACGAGACUAUAGUUUCGAGGACGUCGACGCUUAUUACAAACUUAACUACACCCGAAGUGGAUUUCGGGGCCACUUGUGGUGUGAACUUUUGCAGUGGAUCAGCUUCACACGAAAAUGCAAAUCUUGAACCACCAUCGGCUCUUAAAAUCCAAGUUAUUGCCGGCGUGUACCUGGCGUGCAUGGCCUCGGCAGUCAUUUUGGUAUUUGUUGGCGUGGAUUCCCUUAGCAGGUAUAGUGCUGGACGUCAGCCGGCAAGUCAUGGCAAGUCGGGUCUCCUGUUACUGGCCGUGACGUUGCGACAAUUAAGACAUAAAUAUCAGCUUCUACUUUUACCUGUAAUUGGAUAUAUUGGUGCAGAACAAGCUUUUAUGGCCGCUGAUUUUACGCAGGCUUUCGUGGGCUGCGCGUAUGGGAUCAGUAACAUCGGUUUCGUGAUGAUCUGCUUCGGUAUAUUCAACGCAUUAGCAGCUCCAGUUGCCGGCGUUAUAGUCAAGAUCACUGGGAGGUAUCCUGUUAUGGUCACUGCCCUGAUUUUGAACCUAUGCUUGAUAACAAGUUUGCUGUUAUGGAGACCUAGUCCCGACCAGUGGUUGGUGUUCUUCAUACUCGCGGCAAUAUGGGGCGCUGCCGACGCCGUGUGGCUUGUACAGGUUAAUGCUCUAUCCGGCAUUCUUUUCCCUGGCGAUGAAGAAGCUGCCUUCUCGAAUUUCAGACUCUGGGAAUCAACAGGAAGCGUGUUGGCUUACGCUUCCGCUCCUUACCUGUGUGUAAGGACAAGGUUAUACAUUCUCCUCGGUCUACUUAUCUUGGGUUUUUCCGGUUAUACGAUUAUAGAACUUAUGGAGUACAGAGUAAAGAAGUCGCAUCACCGCGAAAGGAACUUCGAACUUGUACCUGAGAAGCUCGAACAAGAAUGA